Messenger RNA from Aegilops tauschii subsp. strangulata, 498 nucleotides. RefSeq names its product BTB/POZ and MATH domain-containing protein 5-like. Gene Ontology annotation, biological process: protein ubiquitination. Lineage: Eukaryota; Viridiplantae; Streptophyta; Magnoliopsida; Poales; Poaceae. The record is from RefSeq and is a predicted model, not a curated record. Gene Ontology annotation, molecular function: protein binding.
AUGGGAAACAUCAACUCUUGCUGGGCGACGCACUCGCAGCCGCCGGUAAGCGUGACGUCGUCGGUGUGCACGACGGAGGCCACCACCGCGGUGCACAAGUUCGUGGUGAAGAACUACUCGCUGCUGGACGGCAUGGGCGCCGACAAGUACGUCACGUCGAGCAAGUUCAGAGUCGGGGGCUACGACUGGUGGAUCGAUCUCUGCCCUGACGGCAACAGCCGGGCGCCUGGCUACGUGGCAGCCUUCUUGCAUCUCCUUGGGGAAGCGCCACCGGCGGGUGUGACGGCAAAGUUCACCUUAAGUUUGCUGAAGCAAGAUGGCAAAGUACACAGAGAUUCCAGCCCUCUGAUCAUUACCCGAACCUUCGAGACGAAGGGUUCUGGCUGGGGCAAUCUCAUGAUUAUAAAGAAGUCCAAGCUGCGAGGAGACUGCUUCACCAUCAGGUGUGAUUUGACCGUGAUCGAAACCCCCAUCGUGCAGGAGAUGUUGCCAAAUUAA